AUGGCAAACCCCGCCCACUGCCCGCCCUUAACACGCGCCUCGGUCCUCGAAGCUCACGAACGUAUCAAACCAUAUAUCCACCACACGCCCGUCCUCACGAAUACAUACCUUGAUGAGCUGGCCUCGACGCCGCAGAGUCCUGAGGCGUUGGUAGGGACGGAGUGGGAGGGACAAGAACCCGCGAGGCCGAAGAUCAGGUUUUACUUCAAGUGUGAGAAUUUUCAGCGCGUGGGCGCUUUUAAGGUUAGGGGGGCUUUUCAUGCUGUGGGGAGGUUGAUGGGGGAGUGGGAUGGUGAAGGGGAGGGGAUGGGUGAGGAUGAAGGGGAUGGGGUAGAGGGUGGAAAGGGGAAGGGGGUAGAGGGUGGAAAGAGGGUGAGGGCGGUGGUUACGCAUAGUAGUGGAAAUCACGCACAAGCCCUCGCUCUCGCCGCCCGCACCAUGGGCAUCCCCGCCCACAUCGUCAUGCCGACCAUCUCCACGCCCUCCAAGAUCGCAGCCACACGCUCCUACGGCGCGACGCUGUAUUUCUCGGGCUCGACCUCUACGGAGAGAGAAGCAAUGGUGGCGGAGGUGGUUAAGGAAACCGGGGCGAGGUUGGUGCCGCCGUAUGAUCACCCGGAUAUUGUGUUGGGACAGGGGACCAUGGGUGUGGAGUUGCAGGAGCAGGCGAGGGAGAUUAUGGGGGGGAGAAAAGGGAUGGGGAGUAACGGGGAUGGGAAGAAAGGGGAAACGACGGGUCUUGAUGCUAUUAUAACACCAUGUGGUGGUGGAGGCAUGUUAUCCGGCACAGCGCUCUCCUGCGAAGGGACCGGUAUCCGUGUUUUCGGCGCUGAACCCACGUUUGAAGGUGCGGACGACGGCCGUCGCGGGUUCUAUUCCGGCACUCGCGUUGAGAGUGUGAAAUCCAAGACGAUCGCAGACGGGUUACGCACGCCGCUAGGUAAAAUUCCCUGGAGUAUUAUCUAUGAGCGGGGCCUAGUGAAGGGUAUGUAUGGGGUUAGUGAGGGACAAAUAAAGAAGGCGAUGAGGCUGGUGGUUGAGAGGAUGAAGGUCGUUGUGGAGCCGAGUGCGGUGGUGGGACUUGCGACGGCGCUGUGGGAUGAGGGGUUUAGGAGGAUGGUGCAGGAUGAGGGGGGGAAUGGCGGGUGGGAUGUUGGGAUUGUGUUUAGUGGUGGGAAUGUUGGGGUUGAGGCGUUGGGGGGGUUGCUUGCGGGGGAUGAGGGGGAGGGAAAGGGGGGAUUGGAGAGGGAGAUGGGGAAGGUUGGGUUGGAUGGGGGAGGGAGGUUGAGAAUGUUGCUGGUUGAAUUAGUAACUAAGGUAUAUAUCUUAAGCAAUAAGAGUAGGUACCGAAAACGAUUGAACAAGACGAGUUUCAGAAUUCGGACUGUUGGUUGA
This is a messenger RNA of Glarea lozoyensis ATCC 20868, 1395 nucleotides long. RefSeq names its product Tryptophan synthase beta subunit-like PLP-dependent enzyme. The record is from RefSeq and is a predicted model, not a curated record. Gene Ontology annotation, molecular function: serine racemase activity; pyridoxal phosphate binding; ATP binding. The coding region runs from base 1 to 1395 and encodes 464 amino acids. NCBI's taxonomy places the organism in Eukaryota, Fungi, Ascomycota, Leotiomycetes, Helotiales, Helotiaceae. The transcript is spliced from 5 exons. Gene Ontology annotation, biological process: pyruvate biosynthetic process; L-serine metabolic process; D-serine biosynthetic process.